Messenger RNA from Girardinichthys multiradiatus, 1646 nucleotides. Its product is annotated as transcription termination factor 2, mitochondrial-like. Lineage: Eukaryota; Metazoa; Chordata; Actinopteri; Cyprinodontiformes; Goodeidae. Gene Ontology annotation, cellular component: mitochondrial matrix. The record is from RefSeq and is a predicted model, not a curated record. Gene Ontology annotation, biological process: termination of mitochondrial transcription; regulation of DNA-templated transcription. Gene Ontology annotation, molecular function: double-stranded DNA binding. The transcript is spliced from 2 exons. The coding region runs from base 247 to 1389 and encodes 380 amino acids.
CAUUUGUCCUUUUGUUUUUAGGAAUAUUGAUCGUACAUCGUACAGAGAGCAAAAUUAUCGUACAAAUACGAUAAUUAUCGUACACCUGGCAACACUGGUCUCGAACCGCACAACGCGAGUCUGCUUUCCCGUCACGUUUCUCUUACGUGUCUCACUAGCUCCGCCCACAAGGUUGAGCAGCGUUAUGAAAGCAGGGCCGUGGGAAUGACAACGGAGUCACAGCAAAGAAAGCUGUGAGCCGCUGCAAUGCUUCGAAUCACCGCUGCAUCUCUGGGCACCUCCUGCCAGAAGAUGAGGCUGGUCCUGCUUCCCUCUGCCUCUCUCAUCACCACAGCAACCACUUGCAGUAAAAGGGAGGAGAACCAGUGCACGGUUGACUCUCUGUACGAGCUGUCGGUGGACAUAAGGAAGGUCCGCAAGCUGAAGGGCUGGGUUUUGUCUGAGACCACUGCCUAUGUGUCUGAGACAGCUAGCCUGCUGAGGGACAUGGGCGCAGGCACGGCAGUGAUCGCCCACAUCCUUGAAACUCACCCCGAAGCUGUCCUGUGUCAACCGGAGGAUGUGGUGGCCCAGCGGGACCUCUGGAGGUCCGUGUGUUCCAGCCAACGUGCCCUUCUGAGUAUCAUUGAGAAGUUCCCAGCUUCCUUUUUUUCUGUAAGCCACCACAGCAACCAGCGAGCCUACAUCCUGUACCUCCAGAGCCUUCGCCUCAACAACAAGAUCAUCAGCAAGCUGAUGGCCAGUGCUCCGCAGAGUUUCAGUCGGCACCUGGAGCUCAACCAGGAGGUGAUCCACACCCUCAGAGAGACCUACUUGGACCUGGGCGGGGAUGAAGGUAAUCUCCGGGUGUGGCUGCAGAAGCUCCUCAGUCAGAACCCGUACAUUCUCAUGCGUCCAGCUGAGGCCUGGAGGGACAGUCUGGGCUUCCUGAAGGACCAAGGCUUCACCACAGAGGAGCUCCUUAGCCUGGUGUCCAGCCUUAGAGCCUCUAUCUCUGAGCUGAACCCUGAAGCCAUGCAGCAGGCGCUGGCCUACGUCCAGGAUGCUCUCAGCUGCUCCGAAGAUGAACUAAAGUUGGCAGUGAUCCGUUGCCCGGCCGUUUUGUACUACUCGCUGCCCACCUUGGCUGGACGCUUUCAGGGAUUGAUGGACGUCGGAGUUAGUGUCAAGCAGGUGAAGGAAUCCCCAAACAUCCUGGAGCUCACCACGCAGAUCGUGCUGUAUCGUAUCCAGAAGCUUGCCUCCUAUGGAUAUGACGUGUGCUCCGGCAGCUUGGAUGUAAUCAUAGGAACCAAGAAGGACUUUGAGAUGAGCUGCACCAGGCUUAACCUCAGGCAGCAGAGGCCACUCUUUAACCCUGUAGCUCCACUCAGGACUGCUGAGGAGUGAAGAUCAAAACUACUGACAGGAUUCUAAUUCUAAUAAACUUGUAGAUGUUGACGUCAUUCACAUCUUAAAAGCAGCUGCAAAGACCUGACCUGAGAAGAACUUACACUUCUUCUUGUUGCCUUCAUCUUUUGCCUGACAGCUGAUGAUGUUUGUGUAAAUCUACUCGCUUUGCUGUGACCUUACCACCAUAUGUGUCAUUUCCUUGUUAAAACAUUAAAAGUACUAAAUAUAAAACACUUUGCAUACCUGCCAUUGGA